Messenger RNA from Hirundo rustica (Barn swallow), 3063 nucleotides. Its product is annotated as serine/threonine-protein kinase PAK 3-like. Gene Ontology annotation, molecular function: protein serine/threonine kinase activity; ATP binding. Lineage: Eukaryota; Metazoa; Chordata; Aves; Passeriformes; Hirundinidae. The record is from RefSeq and is a predicted model, not a curated record. The transcript has 15 exons. Gene Ontology annotation, cellular component: cytoplasm. Gene Ontology annotation, biological process: protein phosphorylation; regulation of MAPK cascade; regulation of axonogenesis. The coding region runs from base 1 to 1989 and encodes 662 amino acids.
AUGAUUGGGCAACUCACUGCUGCAGUUUGCUCUGUCUAUGGCAUUACUUAUUCCUACUAUUACCUGACUCACCUGGCACGUCACCUGAGACAUGUAUUCAGAGGUGCCGAUCCUGAGAGCACAGAAUCAAGAGCAGACUCUCCUCUGGCUUCCUCUGCUCCUGGAGAAGAGGCCAAAGAGGAGCAAAAUGACCACCAGCCUCCAGCUGUGCUCACACCACAGCCAGAACUUUCCAGGACAGUCCCACUAGAGAAAGAGCACGAGCAGAUUGCUUGCUCAGAGAUGCCAUGCCAGCCAUGCCACAUUCAGGGAGAGCUGUCUCCAGCCAAAGAAGGGGAAAAGCAGCUCAGGCAGCAGCUGGAAGAGCCCCAGGAGAAUGGGCAGAACAUGGAGGCAGAGGCACAAGCAGAGCUGCCCAAAGCUCCGAGUGACAUCAUGGCAGUGAAGAGGAGCAACAAGGAAGACAUGAGAAGAACUCAAGAUCGCUGGAACCUGCAGCAGCAGAGGGGCGAUCAACAAAACCAGGUGAGUGGAAGAGUGGCAGCCACUCCACUCCCAAAAGUUUCUGUCUCUUGUCCUUUACAGAACUCUGGUAAGAAGCUGCAAACCGAGCUGCAGAAAACUCGGGCUAGGAUCAAGGCAAGGAAGAACCUUGAUGAGAAGCUGCAGGAAAAGCUGCAGAAAACUCAAGCUAAGAUCAAGGCAGUGGACGAGAGGCUGGAGGUAGAAACGGAAAUUCAAAGAGAAACAGAAGAGAUAAUUAAUCUCCUCCUUGAGGAGCAAGAGGCUCUACAAAAACGAGUGGAAGUGUUGGCAUCUCACCUGGCAGCCUGCAAAGAUUUCCAGCAAGUGACUGGCAACAAGGAGCCUCAAAAUUCCUGUGAGGCACAGCAAGUGUCCCAAGCAGAAGUGCUGCCAGUUGAGCACGUUGUGAAGAUGGUGGAGGAAAAGAGGACUCCGUGCGAGGAGAUCUACACAGGCUCUUCUAUUGAACCUGCAGCAGCAGCAGCUGCAGUGUCAUCUAAAGGAGCCUUUGCUGCCGGAGCUAAGAAGGGGAGCGCGGGCAGUUUGUUCAUCUCCAGCACGGACAGAGCUGCUGCUCAGCACCAGGAGAUGGAGGAUGACUCCCUGCAGCUACUGAGGAAAAUAGUGAACAUGGAAAAUCCCCAGAGGAGAUACACUGAACUGGAAAAUCUUGGCAGCGGGGCUUUUGGAGUUGUUUGUAGAGCGGUGGACACUGCCACAGGAGGAGAGGUGGCCAUCAAGAAAAUAGAUCUUGAAGAAGUGAGCGAGAAGCAAAGAAUUGUUAAUGAAAUCAUGAUCAUGAAGAGGAAUAGGAGUCCCUGUCUUGUGACUUAUUUAGACAGCUACCUUGUGCAUGAGGAACUCUGGCUGGUGAUGGAAUACAUGGAUGGAGGCACUCUGAGCGCUGUCAUCAGAGAGACUCCGAUGACUGAAGACGAGAUUGCAACAGUCAGUCGGGAGUGCCUGCAAGGACUGGAUUUUCUUCAUUCCAACCAUGUGGUGCACAGAGAUGUGAAGAGCAUCAACAUCCUUCUCAGGACCGAUGGCUCUGUCAAGCUGGCUGAUUUUGGCCUCUCUGCUCAACUCACCCCUGAGCAGAGUAGACGGAGCUCGGUGAUCGGGACUGCUUGGUGGAUGGCGCCUGAAGUGGUGAAAGGUCAACCAUAUGGGCCCAAAGUGGACAUUUGGUCUUUUGGAAUUGUGGGCAUUGAAAUGGUGGAACAAGAAGUUCCUUACCAGAAUGCAAGUCCUGUCUCGGUUCAACUCCUGACAGCCACCAAAGGGGCCCCAGAGCUGCGGCGGCCCAAGUUCCUCUCGCCUUUGCUGCGUGACUUCCUGAGCUGCUGCCUGCAGAGAGACGAGGCGCGGCGCUGCUCUGCCAAGGAGCUGCUGCAGCAUCCAUUUGUAACAUCGGCCAAGCCUGUGUCCAGCCUGGUGCCACUCAUCAUUUCAGUGAAUAAGUAGAAGGAGGUGUUGCUAGAGGACACAAAGAGAAAUGAUACUCACACUUAAGUCGUCCAGAAGAGAAGAAGAAACUUUAUUUUGAUUACCUUGCUUAUAUAGAUUCUGGACAAUGUCCAGGGAUUGGAGAACAAGGUUACCACCUCUCCAUCCCACUGUCCAGGCUAGAAGUCAAUCAGUUGUCCCUCAUCAGAAAGGAAUGCGAAAAACAACUCUUUGUUUAUGUUACAAGCCUGAGAAGACUCCACUACCGGAAUGUAAACAUCAGAAGGCUAACAGAAUAGGGCAACAAGGAGGAGACAAGAAUGUGACAAUCACUUUAGAACUGUUCUCCAUCACCAGCUUAGAGUAGGAUUGUAGUGUACAAUUGCAGCAAGGAUUGUAGCGUAGGAUUGUAGCAAAGAAUUGUAGUGUAGGAUUGUAGCCUAGGAUUGUAAAUAAAGUUUCUGAAACCUCAACUCAUUUCAAAGAUUCCCCUCCUUCUGAGCCUGUGAGAAAGCUCAACAUUUCCUGAGACAUAAACUUUAGAGAAUUAAGGAUUUUAGAGGGGUUAAGAUUUUAGUAAGAGAUAAACUUUGCUGGAAUUAACUAAAGUAGAUAGGUAGGCUUUGCUGAAAUUAAAAGUUAGUAAUUAACUAAGAGAAACAGGGUUUGGGAUCACUCUUCCAUAUUAGAAUAACUGAUUACUUGUCAACUUUAUGUUUGGUUAGCUGUGUUAAUAAUGAAGAAUACAGAAACUGAUAAAUAGCUUUUAGGAACAUAAGACAAUUGUAGGCCUCCUCUGCCCAGCAACCCAUUGAACAGCCACAAAGACAGGAAACAGGAGUCCUACCAAGGGUUCAUUUAUCACAUUUGUAUUGAAAAGGUAGAAAGGUCAGAAAGAGGAAGACUUCUUUACUUCCUCAUUUUGGGGACCCCUCUCCAUGAAAAGGACCACCAAUGCAUUUCAAAGAACAAACUACAGCAUGCUUAAUUGCCUUUUAGCUAAUUACCAUAGGAAGCGGGGAAUGGGAUGUACCAGCGUUAUGAAUAUGCAUUUGUGUUUUGGGUAUUCAAUACUUUUGUAAAUAAAAGGAC